CACAAGCUAAGCAAGUCUGUCACCAAUGAGGGCCACUCACUUCCGUUAACUAAACCGCCACAACGAACACAGAGGCAGCCAGAGAGGUUCCUUCAAUAGUGAGUUCGAGGAUAAUAAUGUUGAUAACGGUCAGAGGACCCUUUUCUUCUUCUUCUCCGCUCUGCUUCAACAGCUUCUCUUAUCCAACGCUGAAACGUUCAGUAUGCAAACCCAGAUUCUCUGUUCCCAGAAAACCCAACAGCAUUACUUGUUGGAAGCUUGGCGUUCUAUCCAGCAGCUCUGAAGCCUCAGUUUUUGAUCCCUUGGGUAUAAAUUCAGAUGUACAUUCUGGUCUAAAUGCUACCUUGGAUAAUUUCCUAUGGCUAUUUUCAAAACCGUUAGAGAGUGCUUCAAGUUCUAAGAAGGAGAAAUCUAACUCCACUCGAGGUUUAGCAGCUGCCAUAGAAGACAGUUCCAUUGAUUUUGGAGACUUUUUCAAAGGCCCGUUACCAGGGAAGUUUCUCAUGCUGUUGGGAUAUCUGGCCUUAUCUCGACUUGGAAUAUAUAUACCUCUUGGUGGGGUAAACCGUGACGCUUUUGUUGGAAAUUUGGACCAGAACAGUUUGUUGAGCACUUUGGAUUCAUUUUCUGGAGGCGGCAUUGGCCGACUUGGUAUAUGUUCACUUGGUAUUGUUCCCUUCAUCAAUGCCCAGAUUGUCUUCCAGCUCCUUGCACAAGUAUAUCCCAAGUUGCAGGAUCUUCAGAAAAAAGAAGGUGAAGCAGGAAGAAAGAAAGUUCUGCGGUAUACACAAUAUGCUUCGGUUGGGUUUGCAGUAGUCCAGGCAAUUGGCCAAGUAUUCUUCCUUCGCCCAUAUGUCAAUGACUUCAGUAUGGAGUGGGUUCUCUCAUCUGUGAUCUUAUUGACUCUUGGCUCAGUAUUGACAACAUACAUUGGAGAACGAAUCUCAGACCUAAAACUUGGGAAUGGCACAUCUCUUUUGAUAUUCACAAGCAUCAUCUCCUACUUUCCAGCAUCUGUUGGUAGGACUGUUGCACAGGCAUUCCAAGAUGGUAACUAUGUUGGACUCGCCACCAUCAUUGCCUCCUUUUUUCUGUUGGUCCUUGGAAUUGUGUAUGUUCAGGAAGCAGAAAGGAAAAUUCCAAUUAAUUAUGCCUCAAGGUACACCAGCAGAAGUGCAGGUCCUCAAAGGUCUGCUUACCUCCCCUUUAAGGUAAAUAGUUCUGGAGUAAUGCCAAUAAUAUUUUCUACAUCAUCAUUAGCUCUUCCUGGCACUUUAGCACGCUUCACUGGUUUAGCUCCAUUGAAAACGGCUGCAGUGGCUUUAAAUCCAGGGGGUUCAUUCUAUCUCCCCACCAACAUCCUUUUAAUAGCCUUCUUCAACUACUACUACACUUUCCUACAAUUGGAUCCUGAUGAUGUAAGUGAACAGUUGAAGCGCCAAGGAGCAUCAAUUCCACUUGUACGGCCGGGUAAAAGCACAGCUGCAUUUCUUAAGACGGUUUUAAGUCGAAUAUCAGUUCUAGGUUCAGCCUUUCUAGCAAUCUUGGCUGCUGGUCCUGCUGUUGUCGAACAAGUCUCACACCUUACUGCAUUUCGGGGAUUUGCGGGCACAUCUGUUCUCAUUCUUGUUGGUUGCGCAACUGACACUGCACGUAAAGUUCAAGCUGAGAUAAUUUCUCAGAAGUACAAGAACAUAGAGUUUUAUAACAUUGACAAGUAUGACCCAUAAGAGAUGAGAAGCUAUCCCCAGCAGAAAGGUUGGGUUAUAUAUAUGCAAAGGAAGCACGUAAUGGGAUAGGGCUCAAUAUGAAGUUAUGAACAGAUUUUCAUACGUUAGGUAUGCUAAGUUGGUCGGUCAUGUGCGAGGUGAUUCUUCAGUUUUCUGAAUGUACAUUAAUGGACAUAGAGAUCAACUGAAGCUUGUACAUAUUACUGAAGCUUGUGCCCAUUUUUAUUGAUAAGAUGUUUGUGAAUUCAUUC
Messenger RNA from Rosa rugosa (rugosa rose), 1981 nucleotides. Its product is annotated as preprotein translocase subunit SCY1, chloroplastic. Gene Ontology annotation, biological process: SRP-dependent cotranslational protein targeting to membrane, translocation. The record is from RefSeq and is a predicted model, not a curated record. NCBI's taxonomy places the organism in Eukaryota, Viridiplantae, Streptophyta, Magnoliopsida, Rosales, Rosaceae. The transcript is spliced from 8 exons. Gene Ontology annotation, molecular function: transmembrane protein transporter activity; signal sequence receptor activity. Gene Ontology annotation, cellular component: chloroplast thylakoid membrane. Bases 117 to 1730 code for a protein of 537 amino acids.